AUUGUUUUCUGACCAAAAUACAAAAACUCAUAUGUUUUGAAUUGAAUCAGUGACACAGUGACAGUGCAUGCGGGUUUAUCCUAAAUAUAAAACCAGGAAGGGUAUUGAUCUUACAAUAAAUGAUAACUAAAAAAAUGCACCGUGAUGUGUGUAUGAUACUAAGUGGAAAUAAAAUAUACUCUAAUAGUGCUACUACAUAAGUGUUCUUGUUUCUUAAUUAUUGGAGCUGCAAGAUUUUGUAACAAAGGAGACUGAUUUAGCAAUAUAAACAAAGAAGGAUGCCAUGGUUCGAAGAAAAAGCGAAGCAGAUCAAAGCUGCUUUCAAUUCGGAAAGCAAUCCAGAAUUUAUCGACGAUCUCGAAACACCGCAACAAUACAAAGAAAGAUGGCGCUCAAUUUACAUCGUAUACUUUACAAUGUUUCUAGUUUCUUUAGGAUUCAGUAUAAUAGUGACCGGCGUAUGGCCAUAUUUGGACAAGUUGGAUCCUACGGCUGGAAAGGAAUUCAUGGGAUUCGUGGUAGCUGCAAAUCCGUUCGGACAAAUGAUUUUCUCUCCUCUAGUGGGAUGGUGGAGCAACAGACUGGGAUCAAUUAGAUUACCGCUCAUAUUUUCACUAACAGUUUUUAUGCUAGCAAGCGCGACAUAUUCCUCAUUGGAACUUUUUCCGUCUCAUAGGAAACAUUGGAUGUUGUGGUCCAGAUUUCUUGUCGGAGUCAGUUCAGCAAAUGUCGCCGCAUGUAGGUCCUACCUGUCGGCCGCCACCCGAUAUUCAGAAAGAACCAAAGCCGUAUCGAUGAUAUCCCUAGCGCAGGUUCUAGGAUUCGUUGUAGGUCCCGCCAUUCAAGCCGCCGUCGUGCCUCUAGGCGGCGAAGGAGUCUGGCUCAUUACCGGUCGCUUAAAACUCAACAUGUAUACCGCGUCCGGUUGGAUCAACGUCUUCCUAACGCUCGCCAACAUUUAUUUCUUCUUUCCGUCGGUUUUCAAGGAACACAAAAUAGCCGUCAGAGAGGCGAUGCUGAAAACCGGCAAGGAUAACGUAAAGGACGUGUGGAAGGAGGAGAAUACAAACUUUAUAUCAGCGUGGACGCUUAUAGUCGCUUUCUUCAUUUUGGUUUUUAAUUUUAUGCUGUUAGAGACGUUGGGGACCCCGCUUACUAUGGACCAGUUCGCGUGGUCGAAGAGUGAAUCGUUGUGGUACAUGGGGAUUUUAAUGUCCGUUGGAGCUCUAGUAGCAAUCAUGACCUUCGCAUCCAUAGCGCCGUUAACUCGUCGUUUCUCCGAAGUGAAAAUCAUGAUAUGGCUCGGUUUCUUCCUCAUGGUUAUCGGUAGAUUCAGUAUGAUACCCCUAGCUGGAGACCCACCUCGCAUCUACAACUCCGAUUUUAAGUUAAACCUAACUCGUUACUGUGAUAUGACUCUGAUGAACAAACGCUUCGAUUUAAACGUUACUCAGUUGAACGAAACUUUAAGCUCGUACGGGAAGUACUUAAACGUCAGCGCUACGACGGAAAGUGUGGUUAAAAAUAUGACUAUCGGUUGCGGGGAAGAUUUAGUGGGCUGUCCCAGUAAUCAAGUGUGGUGCAAUUACACGCCUCAACUACAGCUGUCUCAGUUUAUGAUUGGGUAUGUGUUGACCUCGUUUGGGUAUCCGAUCGGGGUGACCUUGCUGCAGACGAUAUUUUCGAAGAUGUUGGGAUCGAGACCGCAGGGCGUAUGGAUGGGUUUGAUGACUGGCUCAGGUUGUCUUUCGCGCGUGAUGGGUCCGGUUUUCGUAACGUACAUUUACAAGGAAUACGGGACUGUUUGGACUUUUGGACUAACGACAGCCAUGAUGAUUCUGUGUCAAAGUUGGUUACUGGGAUUCCAGCAUACUUUGAACCCCGAAACUACUAAAAAGAAUCACGAAGAGGAUGGCCAAGAAUUGAAAGAAUGUACAAAAUUCGUUUCAGUUGAUUUAUUACCCCGAGAAUAAUGUCUUAAAACUAUACAAUGAAGUGAUUUACAAUUUUUUUUAUAAAGUAGGCCUUGAGAUAAAAAUCACGAAUGUCAUAUCGUAACAAUAAUUAGGCAUUCCAAACAAAAUGGUUUGUCCGUAGGUAAUGACAGGCACAUGACAGAUUAUGAUAUGGCAACACUGUGGUGAUUUAACCAAUGACCAGGACAGGGAUUCUUAUGUGCAAACUCAACACGUUACCUGUUGAAAAGAGAGAGACAUUUCAUAAAAAUAACAUUCUGUCGAACGAAGAUAGAAGCUUCUCAACACGUGCCGAAUUAAAAGA
This is a messenger RNA of Psylliodes chrysocephalus, 2280 nucleotides long. NCBI's taxonomy places the organism in Eukaryota, Metazoa, Arthropoda, Insecta, Coleoptera, Chrysomelidae. The record is from the annotation of a GenBank genome assembly.